This is a messenger RNA of Aspergillus heteromorphus CBS 117.55, 3481 nucleotides long. RefSeq names its product Na+/H+ antiporter Nha1. Lineage: Eukaryota; Fungi; Ascomycota; Eurotiomycetes; Eurotiales; Aspergillaceae. Bases 94 to 3312 code for a protein of 1072 amino acids. Gene Ontology annotation, biological process: proton export across plasma membrane; sodium ion export across plasma membrane; regulation of membrane potential. The record is from RefSeq and is a predicted model, not a curated record. Gene Ontology annotation, cellular component: plasma membrane. Gene Ontology annotation, molecular function: sodium:proton antiporter activity. The transcript has a single exon.
AUCGGGAAUUACAGUUGGGGUGAAGAUAACAGCGCGCGGGGGAAAUUCGACCGAUCGCUCACCCUCCCACUCGGUCCGUCGCAACAAACAGCCAUGGCGUGGGAUCACCUGGAUAUCGACAAGCCGCAUCUGGCGUAUAUGAUCUUGGGCGGCUUCACCAGUCUGUUCAUGUUGUGCUCGCUGUUCGUCAAGGAAAAGCUAUACAUCGGCGAGGCUACCGUCGCUACGCUCUGCGGCAUCAUCUUCGGCCCUCAUGCCGCCAAUCUGUUUAAUCCCUUAUCGUGGGGCAAUGUCGACAAAAUCACCCUCGAGUGCUCGCGCAUCGUCCUGGUCGUCCAGUGCUUUGCCGUCGGUGUCGAAUUGCCCAAAGCCUACAUGGAACGUCAUUGGAAAUCCGUCUUUCUGCUGCUGGUGCCCGUCAUGACGUGGGGCUGGCUGGUCACCAGUCUGUUCGUCUGGUGGAUGGUUCCGCCCCUCUCGUGGCUGGAGAGCCUCGUCUGCGCCGCCUGCGUGACCGCGACCGAUCCCGUCCUGGCAUCGUCCGUCGUCGGUAAGGGUAAAUUCGCGCGACGAGUGCCGAAGCAUUUGCGAGACUUGCUGUCCGCCGAGUCGGGCUGCAAUGACGGCAUGGCGUUUCCCUUCAUUUACCUCGGUUUCUACAUCUACCGUUACCGCCCCGACGCCGGGGAGGUGGCGCUGAACUGGUUCUGUGUGACCAUCCUAUACGAGUGCAUAUUCGGUGCUGUGUACGGGUUUAUCAUCGGCUAUGUGGCGCGGCACGCCAUCAAGUGGGCCGAGAGAAAUCAGCUGGUGGACCGCGAGAGUUUCCUGGUGUUCUACUUCGUGCUCGCGGUCUUCUGCGCCGGCUCUGGCAGUCUUCUGGGCAUGGAUGAUUUACUGAUCGGCUUUUCCGCCGGCGUCGGCUUCAGUAAUGAUGGGUGGUUUACGGAAAAAACUGAGGAGUCGCAUGUGUCCAACGUCAUCGAUCUGUUGCUCAACUUGGCCUAUUUUGUGUACUUCGGGGCCAUCAUUCCUUGGGAGCAGUACAACAACCCCAGCAUUGGCCUCGUGCCCUGGAGGCUGGUCGUCAUCGCGCUUCUGGUGAUUUUCUUCCGGCGCAUUCCGGUGAUGCUACUUCUCAAACCCAUCAUACCAGACGUGAAAACGUGGCGCGAGGCGCUUUUCGCGGGCCACUUCGGACCCAUCGGUGUCGGCGCGAUCUUUGCUUCGAUCCUGGCCCGUGCUGAACUGGAAAAUGACAGCACCGAGCCUAUGUCGCAGUCGGAACUGCCAGGGCCUGGUAGUCCGAACUAUUACAUUAUACAGCUUAUAUGGCCCAUCACUACCUUCAUGGUCAUCUCCUCCAUUCUGGUCCACGGCUCAUCGAUUGCCGUCUUUACCCUCGGAAAGCGCAUCAACACCCUCACCAUCACCCUAUCCUACACUACAGCUAACGAAGAAGGUCCGUCGUGGAUGAACCGUCUGCCCCGUGUGCAAUCCCUGGCCAAAGGGUCGAUGUCAUUCCGGAAGCCGGAUGAGGCAGAGGAAUCGUCUAACGAACCCGAGUAUCCCCCCGGAACCCUCCCACCUAUCGGCGUGCCGGGCAAUUUUCUGCGCCGGGUCCGGGAUGAGGAACCCGACGCGGCAGACGGUAAGCCGACCGGUCGACGGCGCCGUAGACGUCGCAGACACGACAACGGAGCCGGUGGCCCGAUCAGUCAGUCCGCUAUUAUGCCCAAACGUCCGGUGGAGACGGAGUCAGACGAAACAAAGGAGAAGGAAGAGGAAGCCGAGCGUGAUCGGAUCGAGCGCGAGUCAUCCCCGCCUUCCAAGGAGCGCGACCGGUUUGGACGCGAGCCUGCGAUCGAAGUGUAUCUGGAAGGGCAUAAUAUGAUCAUAGAAGACGAAGAGGGUAACGUUCUCAAGGUCGAAGACGUCAGUCACAUGCCCGCCGAAGAGCAGGCCCGUCAUGUGGAACAGCAGCGCCAGAAGGUACAACAAAACUCGGAUGAUUUCGCCCAGUCUCGCUCCCAGCCCCAUGGCCGGAAUGAAGGAGAGGAAAUCGAAGAGGCAGUUGCCGAGAAGACGGGUCUCACGCUGGACAAGGUCCGUAAGCGGUUUGGACAGUGGGCCGGAUUCGGACGCCGCCCCGAGGAGCAGCCGACCAACGAUGGCAAACAACCCACCGAGAAGAAGACCGACGAAGCCCCAAGGAAGUCCACCAAAGGCAAAGGUCGCUCAGCCCAUGCCUACCAAUUCGGAAACACCAUCAUUGUCGAGGACGAGGACGGCGAGGUGCUCACAAAGUAUUCCAUUCCUUCCGCGGAUAAGGAUGAGUCUGAUGCUCCGGUUCGACGUGGGUUGACGCGGAUGGGAACGUGGUUCGGCAUGGAAGAGGAGGGCGAGUCGUCGCAGGCAGCCCGCACGAAGAAGUCCGCUCAGGACGCAUGGUUGGCGGAUGAUGGUCUUAGAUUCACCCUGGCGGACGACAACGAUGUCAGCAAGCGCGGGGUCGAGCACAAGGGCCGCCGCAUGACGAAGCACGAGUUCGCCCAGCAGAUCCGGAAUCUCGGGCCCAAGGCGCGGCGUGAUGUGGUCGAGGAGACCGACGCGCCGGAGCGGGUCAAGGACGUGGCUCGCCAAGAAGCCAAGAAGGAGGACAUUAUCGAAGACCGGAAGAAAUCCGAACCAGCGGCCGCUGCUCGCCCAUCGGCGCCGGUACCAAUACAAUUGCCGGUAGACGAAUCCGGCUCGGAGAGCGAGUUCACGGACGAUGAAUCGGACUAUGAAAUGCCGGGCGACAUCGCCGCAUCGCUGGCGCGGUUCACGCGCGGCACGGCGGCGGAUGAGCGGCGCACGAACUUCAGCCCUCCCCCGGAGUCUCCUCCCAAGCCUUUCCUGCGCACGCGACGAGACUCCGACGACGACGGCACCGAACGUAUUCCGCCUUCUCAGCUGCGGGAAGCCGCUGGUCUCACACGUCCCCCGCAGCAAGCCGAUCUAGAUGACACUGGCGAAACGCCGGCGGAGCGACGACGUCGUCUUGCUGCGCUGGGCGAGUUCAACGAUUCGGAUGACUCGGACGAUCCAGACGCAGUGGUCGAGUCGGAUGACGAGGGCAGUGAUCCGGCGGGAGCGAAGGUCUCCUUUGCUGACGGCACAAAGCCCGCGGGCAGUCGACAGCAGUCGGUGACAGGCAACGGUACUGGAAAUGGCGAGGGACCAGAAAGCAGCUCGUCAUACUCCCGCCGCAGUCGCAGUCAGAGCCGUCGCAGUAUCUCAUGGGGAGGAGAGAAGGGUCGGGAGACGUGAUCACCCAUGAGAAGGAUGUCUGUCGCAAUGAGGGAUUUCACUCACACACCUAGAGAGAUGUCUGGCAGGAAAGAGGGGAAUCCCUCCCAAAAGAGGGGAUGUCUCGAAUAAGGGGUAAUAAAGGGUAUAAAAGGGGGGCGGUGAGCGAGCAUCACGUUCUGUUCUCACC